Molecule: messenger RNA, 3974 nt
Organism: Brassica napus (rape)
Lineage: Eukaryota; Viridiplantae; Streptophyta; Magnoliopsida; Brassicales; Brassicaceae
Product: vacuolar protein sorting-associated protein 9A
Exons: 8
Coding region: 188-1588 (466 amino acids)
Biological process (GO): vesicle-mediated transport
Cellular component (GO): endocytic vesicle; cytosol
Molecular function (GO): small GTPase binding; guanyl-nucleotide exchange factor activity
Source: RefSeq, a predicted model, not a curated record
AACCAAGAUACAUAAUAACCGGUUAACACAGAAGCACAUCGGCCACCAACUUGGUAAAACGACAGUCGUUUUGGUUGUAGUAGUCUGCGAGGAAGAAGAACUCAACUUUCUCUUUGAUCGAUCUCUGUUGUAUAGCUCUUGGUCAAAUCGUCGGAGUUCUGAUUGACGGCGAAUCUGGUGAUCGACGAUGGAGAACAACACGGACGUUUCGAUUCAUGAUUUCCUGGAGCGGAUGCGUAAACCCUCCGCCGGCGAUCUCGUUAAAUCAAUCAAAAGUUUCAUUGUUUCAUUCUUGAACAAUGAGCCAGACCCAGAAAAGGAUUCUUCUGCAGUUCAAGACUUCUUUUCCAAGAUGGAAGCUGCUUUCAGGGCUCAUCCACUUUGGUCCGGUUGUUCUGAGGAUGAACUUGACAGCGCUGGAGAUGGUUUAGAGAAGUAUGUCAUGACAAAGCUGUUUCCCCGUGUCUUUGCUUCAAACACCGAGGACGUUAUAUCUGAUGAGAAACUCUUUCAGAAGAUGUCCUUGGUUCAACAGUUCAUUUCUCCUGAGUAUUUGGAUAUAAAACCAACUUUUCAAAACGAAACAUCCUGGCUGCUAGCUCAGAAAGAGCUCCAGAAGAUAAACAUGUACAAAGCUCCUCGUGAUAAGCUCGUGUGUGUCCUUAACUGCUGCAAAGUGAUUAAUAACUUACUCCUAAACGCUUCCAUUGCUUCUAAUGAGAAUACGCCUGGAGCCGACGAGUUUCUUCCUGUCUUGAUAUAUGUUACAAUAAAGGCUAAUCCUCCACAGCUUCACUCAAACCUGUUGUAUGUACAAAGAUAUAGGCGUGAAUCUAAACUUGUUGGUGAAGCUGCCUACUUCUUCACAAACAUACUCUCUGCAGAGUCUUUCAUCUCAAAUAUCGAUGCGAAAUCACUUUCAAUGGAUCAAGCUGAGUUUGAGAAGAACAUGGAAUCUGCACGGGCACGAAUCUCUGGUUUAAGCAUCCAGUCUACUGCACCACCACCACCCCCACGUGACGAGUCCACUGUUCAUAAAACUCAAAUGCUGAAUCCCAAGAGAGAAACAACUCUUUUCCAGUCGAGAUCGUCUGACAGUCUCUCUGGAACCAGUGACAUACUCAACGCCAACAGUGAAAUACCAAUGAAGAAAGCUGAAUCCGUAUCUGAUUUGGAAAACAAGGGUGCUGCAAGGCUUCUGAAGGAUACGGAGGCAAGCAAAAUCUUCCAAGAAUACCCUUACUUAUUUGCAAACGCGGGUGAUUUGAGAAUAGGAGAUGUUGAAGACUUGUUAAAUAGCUAUAAACAGCUCGUGUUUAAAUAUGUGUGCCUUUCCAAAGAAUUGGGUGAUGCAGCAACAACAUCUUUAGCUUCUUCAUCAACUCCACCCUUGCAAGCUUUGUCCGGUUUUGAUACGUCUAAGGAACCUGAGGAUCAUACCAUGGCAUCUUCAGAUGUAAAGGAAACUGACAGGAGCGUGGAUGAUCUGGUCCGAGCUCUACAGGGUGUAGGGGAAGCUGUCGUUGAUAAGGUCUUAGAUGUAAAACAAGAAGAGUAUACAUCAGUUUUGGCAGAAGAACAAACAUGAAGGAGAUGCCACAACAAAAUUGAUUUGAUGAAGCAAGGUCCAAAAGAGUGAGUGUGUCAAUUCAAAUACACGACCUGCAGGAGAUGAGAGAACCCAAUGAAUCAAUUUGUAGGAAACAUAGAAAAUGUUUCUCUUCUUGAAGGAAUGGGGCAUUCCGAAAAAUAACCUUACAAUCUUAUUUUUUUUAAUAAAGUUUUCAACUAUAUUUAAAAACUGUGGAAAGCAAAGACAAACUAUUUAAGAGCAUGUGCAUUGCAGACUUUGUAGACUACAGAUCUUAGUGUAAUGAACAAUUUAAUUAAAUGAAAAAUAGGGAUUUACUUAAGGGCUGUGGCUUAAUUAAGCGCUGGAAGCAUCGAAGCUUGUGGGAUGCGUGGCGAUAGGGGAUACGAUGGGUAGAAAAGAAAAAUCGAAUCGUUUGCCUUUCUUCUUCUCUCUUUGAUUCGAGUUGGAAAGAAAAGGAAAGAUGAGGGUCGCAUGGAGAUUCAUCGGUGGUUUUGGUCGAUGUCUGAGAUUCAUCGGUGGUUCUCGCUGGGUCUCCUCGUUGAUUCGGUGGCUCUCCUCGUCGAUUCGGUGGCUCUCCUCGUCGAUUCUCUCUGGUUCCUCGUGGUGGCCAUCUUCGAAGAAUCACGGUAGCUAUCCUCGACGGAUAAAAUUUGUGGCUCUCCCCGAGGAUGGAAAUCGGCGGUUGCUGCUGAUUACAAUCGAAAGUAUGAACGGUGGUUUGAUUUCUUCUCCCAGAAAGAGCGUAGACAUCGCACCGCCAAACUCUUUGAUUUCUCUGUUAGCGAAGGGAUCAAGAAGGAACCGAAGCAAGUUGCUGGAGAGAUUCAUUCUUUCUUCACAAGAAAGAACUUCAAUGUUAAAUCAAAGGUUUGAAUGAACACUGGUUCGGAGGAGAGGAGAAGUUGCCAUGCUUACGUUAUGUACCAUGGACAUAAAGAUAUGGAUUAUAAUCCAUAUACGAGUGGGUAUAAUUUCAGUGAUCUUCUUCAAAGUCAACAAACUGGUUUUGGUUCAUCAGAAGUUCCUGGAUUUGGAACUCAACAGAACCCGGAUUGCAACCUCGGUACAGAGAGCCUUGUAGAGCGCCGUGAACGCAAGAAAUGGACCAUCUCAGAUGACAUUUUGUUCAUCACCUCAUGGUUAAACACGAGGAAAGAUCCAGUCAUGGGUAAUGAGCAAAGAUCAGGCGCUUUCUGGAAUAGAAUAGCGGCCUACUUUGAGGCAAGCCAGUCUGCAGAGUGCGAACGGAGAGAGCCGAUGCACUGUAAGCACCGGUGGCAGAAGAUCAACGAAGCUGUGUGCAAGUUCUCUGGCUCGUAUGAGGCUGCAACAAGGGAGAAGACCAGUGGACAAAAUGAGACUGAUGUUCUCAAAAAAGCGCAUGAGAUCUACUACAAUAACCAUAAGAAGAAGUUCAACCUUGAGCAUGCGUGGAGGGAGUUGCGCUAUGACCAUAAAUGGUGCUCUCUUUCAAGCUCUAGAGACGUUGGAAGCUCAAAAAAGAGGAAGUUUGACGACGGUACACAAUCAGAAACAUCUCAAGCGACUGAAAGCAAGACGUCUGAGAGUGAUGAAGGCACCACUCGUCCCCCGGGUGUGAAGGCAGCUAAGGCACGUGGUAAGAAGCCUCAGGGGAAAGACGUGGAGGAGUAUCAGAAAAUGUGGAACAUUAGGCAGCAGGACGUGGCCAACAAAGAAAAGCUGUACAAGAUGUCUCUGCUUGACAAUCUUGUUGCAAAAAAAGAGACACUGUCCGAGACUGAGGAAGGUCUAAAGAAUAAGUUGAUUGAGGAGUUGUUCUCUGUUUGAGUUUGGAUAGUUCUGUUUGUCUGUUGGUUUUCAUCGAGUUUAUGUAGUUCUGUUUGUUGGGUUUCAUCGAGUUCAUGUACUUCUGUUUCACUCUAUGUUUCAUGUUCUGUUUUAUGUGGUGUCUUGACAAUGUUGAUUAAAUGUUAUUGUUCAUGUGAGGAGUUUUUUUUAAAUGUUCAGGUACUUCUGUUUCACUCUCUGUUUAAUGUUAUGUUUCAUGUUAAUGUUUCUGAUGCAGGUGAGAGAGUCUACGAAAGAAGACAGUGACGGGUUUGGGAAGGUGAGAUGAGAGCAAAGGCAGCUGAUAUCGUUGGAGCAAAGAAGACAGUCACGGGUUUGUAGAUUGAGAGAGGUUGAUAUCUCUGUCUGUUGUUUUAUUUGUCACGGGUAUUGUUUUAUUGACAGUCAUGUGUGUGUUGUUUUAUUUGUAUGAGUGUGUCACGGGUCUGAACAUACUGACCAUGUUUGUGGAUUGAGACAGUCACAGGUUGUUUUAUUUGAAUGAGUGUGUCACGGGUUUGUCUCACCAAUCUCAUUAUAUAUUGCAUCAGACACAAAUGAGUUCUCAUCA